AUGGGUCCCCUCAAGGUCACAUACAAGGUGCACAGCUCGAGACUUAGCUUUUCCCCAGAGAAAACCAAGUCGAAAUUCAACAUCAAAUCAAAGGAAAUAGUCUCGAAGGUCAAAUCCUCAAAAUUUCUAUCGAAGAUCAAGACACUUAUGAAGAGGGAAAAGGUAGUUUUUGGACCAAUGACCUGGAUGGAAAGUUGGAUGGACAAUUGGAAAGACAACACUCCUGUCAUAUCGGCUUCUAAGGAGUUUUAUGGACUUCCACAAGGUGUUAUCGAACUCUUGUGGACCUAUAUCAUUGAAAGCGAUGAGAAGACGCAAAGCUAUGUUAUGAAGCCAAGUCUGAUGGAGAGUGUGUAUCAUUAUGAGCAUUGUACAGACAUUACAGAUGAAGGAUUCAAGGUUAAUAUGACUGGAGCUCGUACCUUACUGCGAAUCGAUAGCUUCUCUCGUUCACUUGCACUAAAGAAAUUUCGUGGAACUCUUCCUAUUUUCUACGUGCCAUUUAAGGAUAACGGAAUCCUUCGUUUCGAUCCAAAAAGAGACAUCAUCCACAUACAGGAUUUUCACCAUCUCGCUUUCCAAAUGACCCCAACGGCUGGAAUGGGUCUAAUGCUCGAUUUGGAGUAUUAUUAUCUUGCUGAUGACACUGCUUUGGAACUUUUGAAAUUUCAUCCAAAAUUUCGUUAUGUCAGAAGGCGCAUAUGGAUGGAACAUAUAGCGAAUCACAUUUAUGAUUUACUCUUUAUGUUCAAAUAUUGUAAAGAAUCCGUAAAAUCCUGUCAGCUAGCUCGGCUCUUGAAGAUAUUAAAGAACAGACACGAAUUGCCUUGCUCUAUAUGGGAUCAUUCUACAUCGAUACAGAAUCUUGUCAUUGAUAACCUCUCCAUAUUUACAUGUGCACUCAUCAUCUGUAAAUCAAUGGCCUUGGUAAAUGCCAAUACUGUCGGCGCCGUCAGGAUGCCUGAAUUUACAGCUGGAUUUGGGCCCGUAUCAAAGCUCUUCAAAUCCUUGCGCGAAGUUGGUAAUGUCGAAAAUCUUCGCUUUGGCAUAGGUGGUGAAUGGCACAAACUUUCUGAUGACAAACUUUUUAAUAAGGUACUGGAGGAGGAACCAGGUCUAAUUGAAUUUGCUUUAGAAAAUCUCGAUGGCUUCACCAAUGGAUUCUACAUUGGUUGA
Botrytis sinoallii is the source of this 1176-nucleotide messenger RNA. RefSeq lists its product as uncharacterized. Lineage: Eukaryota; Fungi; Ascomycota; Leotiomycetes; Helotiales; Sclerotiniaceae. The transcript has a single exon. The coding region runs from base 1 to 1176 and encodes 391 amino acids. The record is from RefSeq and is a predicted model, not a curated record.